Messenger RNA from Clonostachys solani, 687 nucleotides. Lineage: Eukaryota; Fungi; Ascomycota; Sordariomycetes; Hypocreales; Bionectriaceae. The record is from the annotation of a GenBank genome assembly.
AUGAAGGUUCUCAUUGUUCUAAACUUCGCCACUGAUAAGCCUUGGGGCCAGUUGUCCGUGGAGUCAUUCACUGAUAACAUCCGAAGCCAUGCCCCAGAUGCCGAAAUCAGCGUCUGUCGCCUGGCAAGUGGCGAGGACUUGACCAACUCAUCUCAGUACGACUUGAUAGUUCUAAGUGGAGGUACAUUUAACCUCAUUUCCGACGUGCCAUUGCCCUGGGUAGAACAGGCCCUGGCAUUGAUUCGCCGGACUGCCAAGGACAGCAACGGGACCAAACUAUUGGGUUUCUGCUGGGGUCACCAGGCUAUCCAGUUUGCGCUUGGGGGAAAGUUGGACGUUUUGAACAAGUCGAAUAUAGGUGUCGAGACUAUAACCCUCAACGCUGAAGGCCAAAAUUUCUUCGAUGGACGGAGUUCUUUGAAAAUGCACAAAUACCACAAACGUGUAGUGUCUGAAGCCGCACUAGGCUUCAAGCUACUUGGAAGCAACAAUGAAAUUCUGCUUAGCGAGAGCGGGAAUAUUAUGACCUUCCAAGGGCACCCGGAGCUUACAUCAGAGAUAUCGCGAAAUUUACUCGACUCAGAUGACGGCAGCUAUGUAGACAAUAGCACAAUUUCGAGCAUCACCACUCCCCACGAUGGAUUGUAUAUUUGGGGUCGGCUGAUGAAAUUCGUAAUCAGUCCCUAG